AUGAGACCGAUCCCACGCUAUGACUUCAUUAUACCGAUUUUCACAUUCCUAUCUCUAAUUCCAACCCACUUGGCAAACCCAAUCGAUAACGGACUCGUUGAUUCUGAACUCAUUCAUGAAUGCGUCACACACAAAGCAGUAGAAGUAAUACUACUUCUGGAUGCUUCAGGAUCAAUCGGAGAUGACACAUUCAAAAAACAACUUUCAUUUGCAAUGCAUCUCGCUUCUCGAUUGAACAUUUCUGAAGAGGGAAGUCAUAUGGCAUUGAUCCAGUAUGCAGAAACGCCGAAACUUGAAUUUUCUCUUGGACAGUUUAACCAUCCAACUCAGUUAGAAUGGGCGAUCCAACGAAUCGAAUACCAAAGUGGUGCCACAAAUACUGGACAAGCUUUACGACUGACACUUGAAAAAGGUCUACAAGGAGCAAGAACUGGAAUUCCAAAAGUAGCGAUAGUGAUAACAGAUGGACAGAGCCAAGACGAUGUGUCCGAACCUUCUCAACUAUUAAGAGACGCAGAUGUUAUGGUUUAUGCGAUUGGAGUCACAAAUCUUGUAAAUGUUCAUCAAUUACAUCAAAUGACUGGAAAUCCAGUCCGCGUUUUCACUGUUGAGUCAUUUGAACAACUGGAUAGAGCAUUGGCUGAUUCACUGACUUGGAGCAUGUGUAAAACUGAAUUCAGACCUGGAACCCCUGAAAUCAUCUGUGGUCCUGAUAGAAUCGGUGUGAAAGCCUCAACAAAACAACCAUUCGAGGGUAAUGUGUUUGUUAUGGAUCACUACCACGAUGAGGAAUGUAGAGCCGGCCCUGAGAAGUUUCCAGAUUCGAGAAGCAUCGGCUUGACUGUUCCAUUUUCUGCCUGCAAUGUUCACCGAUAUCGAUCUCUGAAUCCAAAGGGAAUCUUUGUAGAAGUGAGUAUUGUAUUCAUGUUUCAUUCGUUGUUCAUGACAAAAACCGAUCAAACUGUGAAGGUUCAAUGUUUCUAUAUGGAAGCGGAUAAGCAUGUUACAGUACCGCUGUCUGUGAGAACUUCGAAUUCGCAGAACUUCAGAAUCUCAAUAUUUUUGGAUUUUUAA
Molecule: messenger RNA, 1074 nt
Organism: Caenorhabditis briggsae
Lineage: Eukaryota; Metazoa; Nematoda; Chromadorea; Rhabditida; Rhabditidae
Gene: Cbr-cut-6
Product: Protein CBR-CUT-6
Exons: 7
Coding region: 1-1074 (357 amino acids)
Source: RefSeq, a predicted model, not a curated record